AUUCGAAAUCGAAAAAUAAAAAAAUUGAAAAGGAAAUUCGGCAUUAACGACGUCCACCAACCCAACAACGCAGGGAAAUUUCGAUUUCCUUGUUUGCUUGUUUGGGAUGAACUGCAUCGCAUUUGGUUGCGUUUGAAUUACAAAUUCAAUCACCAUAUAAUUUUUUUUCCUCGUCGGUUACUACUUUCUUCUCUCCCACCGCGCGAAAGUGAUCUUUCCUGAUUCUCUACUCCAGUGAGAUACCUAUCCCUAGUGGCAGAAAACUUAUUUCGUUUAUUUCUCAAACUCAGUUCUGGUUUUUGCUUUUGCUUCCACGAUGUCGAGUUUGGAGGAGCCACUUGGUCUUGACAAAUUGCCAAGCAUGAGUACAAUUGAUCGGAUCCAAAGAUUUUCAUCUGGUGCUUGCCGACCUAUAGGAAAUGACAUGGGAAUGGGAAUCUGCUGGAUUCAAGGGGGGAGAAGUAGCUCAUCCAAUAGUUGCAAUGAAUAUGAUGAGGAUGCUAGAGAGACGUUUCCAUGGAGAAGACAUAGGAAAGACACGUCCCAAAAUGGCUCCGUCAAUCAGAGGACAAUGAGCUUAGGCAGGAAAAACUCUCUAUCUGGAAAUUUUUGUGAUUCACACUGUUCUCCAGGUCGUGAUUACCAGACAAAUAGUAGUGGGGACAAUGUGCAACACAGGACAAAGUUUUUUGGUGGUAUGCCAAAGUUUGUGAAGAUAGUAGAAGUUGGUCCAAGGGACGGGCUUCAAAAUGAGAAGAAUAUGGUACCAACAUCUGUAAAGGUUGAAUUGAUCCACAGACUAGUAUCUUCAGGAUUGACUGUUAUUGAGGCUACCAGUUUUGUAUCACCUUCACGAGUGCCUCAGUUAUCUGAUGCAAGUGAAGUGAUGGAAGCUGUUCGCGAUUUGGAAGGUGCCAGAUUGCCUGUUUUAACACCUAAUUUGAAAGGCUUUGAAGCUGCUGUUGCCGCUGGAGCAAAGGAAGUAGCAGUCUUUGCAUCAGCCUCUGAGUCAUUUUCAAAGUCCAACAUCAAUUGUAGCAUUGAAGAAAGUCUUGUUCGUUACCGUGCUGUAACUUCUGCUGCAAAAAAGCUUGGGAUCCCAGUCCGAGGGUAUGUAUCAUGUGUUGUUGGUUGUCCAACAGAAGGAGCAGUUCCACCAUCUAAAGUGGCUUAUGUAGCAAAGGAACUUUAUGAGAUGGGCUGCUUCGAAAUUUCUCUUGGGGACACAAUUGGAGUUGGCACGCCUGGGACUGUUGUUCCGAUGCUCGAAGCCGUGCUGGCUUUUGUUCCUGUCGAGAAGCUUGCUGUCCACUUCCAUGAUACUUAUGGGCAAUCACUUCCAAAUAUUCUAGUAUCCCUCCAAAUGGGAAUUAGCACUAUAGAUUCCUCUGUUGCAGGCUUGGGUGGAUGCCCAUAUGCAAAAGGAGCUUCAGGGAAUGUUGCAACCGAGGAUGUGGUGUACAUGCUCCAUGGACUUGGUAUUAAAACCAAUGUAGAUUUGGCAAAGGUCAUGUCUGCUGGGAAUUUCAUCAGCAAUCAUUUGGGACGGCCAUCGGGUUCGAAGACUGCCGUUGCGUUGAACCGAGUUGCAGCCGAUUCUUCCAAGAUGUAACACAUCUUAGUGAUACAUUUACAACUUACAUUGAACAAGUAAAGAAGGGUUUCACUUCAAGAAACUUAAAAGUCUAUAUGCUGUGUUAUCUGGCUGAAUAUGAUGCAGCCAUAUACAGAAGUCCUCAAAGAACAUAAUUAAGUAGAAAAUUUAUGGCUGAAUCCCCUCCAUAAUUUGAAGAGGAUUUGGUUGAUCCAUUGUGUCAGCAGUUUGAAUCGUUAAGGUGCUGUGAUGUCACGGUGUAUCGAGUAUAAUAUAUAGAAGUAUUAAGAUUCAGGUCACAGAGUGAACACUGUAGAAAUAAAUUAUUCCUCAUUAAUUUGGGUAUGGAUAAAAAAUUUGCAAAAGCA
Molecule: messenger RNA, 1962 nt
Organism: Momordica charantia (bitter melon)
Lineage: Eukaryota; Viridiplantae; Streptophyta; Magnoliopsida; Cucurbitales; Cucurbitaceae
Source: RefSeq, a predicted model, not a curated record